Cydia fagiglandana is the source of this 6255-nucleotide messenger RNA. It is a transcript of the gene cpx, whose product is annotated as complexin. The transcript is spliced from 4 exons. Bases 216 to 599 code for a protein of 127 amino acids. Gene Ontology annotation, biological process: synaptic vesicle exocytosis; regulation of neurotransmitter secretion; neurotransmitter transport. The record is from RefSeq and is a predicted model, not a curated record. Gene Ontology annotation, cellular component: terminal bouton; SNARE complex. Gene Ontology annotation, molecular function: syntaxin binding. NCBI's taxonomy places the organism in Eukaryota, Metazoa, Arthropoda, Insecta, Lepidoptera, Tortricidae.
AUUGGCGCGCGGCCUGCCGUCGCGGUCGGUCGCCCCUCGCCAUGCCAUAGUCAAUCCACGCUUCUCUUUCCUCCUUCUCUCCUAGUAACUAAUACGUAUCAUGCAUUCUCUAUUGUAAAAUUGGUGCUCAAAUAACAUAUAUUUUUAUAUACGGACGUUAUGGAGAGUUGUUGACAGGUUUAAAUUAUAUUUUUGGUAUAGUGAUAAACGCCAAGAUGAAUUUCAUCGGCGCGGUCGGCGGCGACGGAGAUGACAGCGACGACAAGGAGAAGGAGGAGGAGGCGGAACGCGAACGACAGGAGGCCAUCCGCGAGGCGGAGGAGAGACGCAAGGAGAAACACCGCAAGAUGGAGGAGGAGAGAGAGAAGAUGCGUCAGGAAAUAAGGGAUAAGUACAAAAUUCCCAAGAAGGAGGAGGUGGUGGAACAGCAGCAGCAGGAGCCUGACAACCCCCUCAUGAGGAAGAAGAAGACGCCCGAGGAGCUCGCGGCCGAGGCGGAGCUAGAAGACCAGGAUGAAUUUACUAAAUUGAAAAACACCAUCGAAACGCAAGUUAACGAACUAAAAUCGCAGAUCGAGAGUAAGUGCGUGAUGCAGUGAGCGCGCAGCGCUGGCGCCGGCGACAAGAUGGCUGCCGUCGUAAAAUGGCCGCCACCACAAAAUGGCCGCCGCAUGGCGCCACGUUUAUUAUUAUAUUAACCGAAUACAUGAUGUAGCUGUGCUAAGGUCACUGUUACGAUGUUUCACCCAAACACAUCUCCCUCCCGCCCAGGACGAUUUCGUUCGGAUAAUCAUUCGCGCUCAAAUUCGUAGGAGAGAUUCGAAUUCUAAAUUUUUUCGGAACGUAGUUGGCUAGAGGCGCGUUGGUGCUUGAUAAUAAGCAAUAAUAUUUUUAUACAUUCAUAAAAGUUAAUGUGAGCCCUCGAUCAACCGAUAUGUACUUAAAGCGCGUUCCAGCAAGGUCAAAAAGUCAUUGCCGCAGCGGCGCUCGUGCGUAAGCGUGCGUGCCGUGCGUGCGUGACCCGUGCGUGCGUGCGCGUGCACGCACCGCGUCGCGGCGGCUCGUGUGAAAUGUGAAACAUACCAGUUUUAUAUGUUGACGCUUGUGAUAUAUUGUUAUUUAAGUGUAAAGAGGAAAUAAUAUAAAUACAACUAGACGAAACGGUGUAUUAUUAUUAAAGAGGGAAAUAUGUAAUAUAGGAAGACUUAGCACGCGUGUAGUUGUUUCAAUACUCGACUGUGUUUACGAUACUUCUCUCUCUCUCUGCCAACGGCUACAUUGAAAUAACAAUGUAUUAGGUCUUUACGAAUAUUUGUUUCAUCCAAAUUCCCCGGCCUCUGCCGGUCCGCUCCUUCGCGACUUCAACUAUUGCCUCGACUUUCUUGCAUGCGUGCUUUUGCAGUGUUACUCGGUGUUGUGUCUGUGUAUUCAGUUUAGGUGUACCUGUAACCGACCUAGCCUUAUUGUCCACAUCGAACAUAUAAUAGGAACCGCGCGGAUCGCCGCCCUUGUCCAUUUUGUUCUGCAUGCCUUUAAUAUAAGAUCGAUGUUCGUUUAGAGUAAUGUAAAGUUGUAGAUAUCAGAGACCCACACAUCGCGUUUACUUUCACGCACGCGACGGUCGAAUCUAAUGUUUUAUCGAUGUUUUAAUGCUUAGGGAUAUAAUGUUACGUAGUGAGAGCGAAUUCUUCGAGCGAUCUUGCCCUUUGGUGCGACAGUUGAAACACUUGACGGCGAAGUAGGACCGAGAAGGACACAGAGCCGGUUGUUCGGAUAAUUAUCUCCACGUAUAACGCUGCAAAUGCAAAAGAUUUGUUAUCGUCAAAAGCUGUGAUAUAUAAAUAAUAAACAAACGCUAGGCCGGCGCCGAGCGGAACACUUGUCUGGUUAUAGCUUCUUCGACUCUCACGCAUACCGGUCUCUCUUCUAGGACUGUGAUCUCUUCGCAUUCGAUCAGCACAUCAUGUAUUUCCACUAAAACAGCGUUCAUCCGUUCUGUAACAUCACGCUUUAGAUCUAAACUAUCAUUUCUUUCUACUUCCUUUCUGCGUUUCCUUUAAGUACCUAUCUAUACUGUAUUCUGGUCAAUUAUAUCCUACCUUCAAUAUCUAUUGCGAAAUCAGAAAUACUAUUCAAUAUACACACACAUGUAAAUAUUACAAAUACAACAAUAAUUUCUGAUUGUUUAUGAGAAUGCUACUCUAUUUUCUGAUGUAUAAGAAUCAAUAUUUUCUCGCACUCUACUGCACACAUAUGUAUAUUUUCAUAGCUUGUUUCGAUAGGACCUAAUUUCGAGCACGCAUAGCCAUAGCUCUUGCAACAUAAACAUGAAACCACUAUUAUGUCCCGAUAAAUUGAUCUCUCGGACAACUGAUGGGCAUCGCUUCUCUGAGCUCCCGUCCAUUCUUGCAAACAUCACUCUCUUAAAACUAAGGUACCUAUAUCUUUGUAUUUCACGUUGUAUGUGUGACUAGCUUAGGUUUAUCAUCGGACAUCGGAUUUCAGAAAGCAAAAUUAAAUUACAGGUAAAGAGUUUCUAUAUCGAUAAACUUAAAUGUCGAUGCUUUUAUGAACUCCCUGCGUGUCAUUUAAUUUUGCCCUCUAAAAUCCAAUGACUGUUUAUCAUAUUACAACAAAUAGUUCUAUGUAUGUGCAUGGCAAUCAUAGUUAAAGGUUGUUUGUAGUUCGGAAUAAACAAUAAUAGAUAUAAGAUUCAGUCGGACCUGUCGAUUUUGAUAUCAUUUUGACACGACCAAUGUUCCAAAGUUCACCUCUGAGCUCUCCUUGUAUCUUAAUGUUAGUUGCCACUUCUAUAUCAAGAAGCUAUCGAGUAUAUAUACCUAUAUAUAUAAUUCCCUUGUCUGUGCGUCUAUCUUCGAUCUAAUAGUAGGUAGUUUCUAGCCUGUGCUCUUCGUUGUUGAUUCCCGUUUUAAGUAGUAAUAGUGCUAGCAGGAGGAUUAUUUUGGUACGUAGAUACUUGACUAUCGCUGCUGUCACUAAUGUAAAACUAUAAAAGUCAAAUCAAAUUAUUUUCAAUUUUGAUUUGUGCUGUUUUAAUUUAGAAUCAUUCAAGAUUGCAUAUGCUGAGGAAAUUGGGACGGAUGAGCUGAAUUUCCUAGGGGUUAUGAUAAAGAUGUUACUAGUUCGAUACUAGCCUUGCAUAGUCGGACCACGCUAAGUUUGCCUGCCAAAUGCUACGUCAAGUAUGACACUUCUGAGGGAUGUGUGUAAUGUGUAUGCAGUGCAAAGUUAUCAUGGUUGGUGUUUAGGAGGCCUAGGUCACUUUUUCUUUAGUAUAUGCCAUCUAUAUCAGUUUAUAAUUAAAAACUAGGUCUGACGCGAUUUGCAUGAAGAAAAUAGUUAAGUGUGAGCUCUUGACGUGUGAAUCAGUGUCGUUCUCUCUUCAAUUCGUCUUUUAUUUUCUCUUUUUAUUAUAUAACAUUAUUAUAUUGGACAUAUUAAAACCGGUCACUCACGUAAGUUGCUCGACAUAUUUCGCACCGUAACGAGGAGCUUCUUCAACGACCCGACGCACGCGCCGAGCAAUCGAUCGAGGAGAGCUGCAGCCCGCAGUCUGCGUCGGUCCACCAACGCGUGCUGCCGUUAAAAAAGCUCCUUGGAGCGAAACAUUUUGAGCAAUUAAUAAUUAUAACAUACGUGAGCGCAUUUUAAUAUAUCUAAUAUUAACUGUGUCUGACGAAAGUUUUGUUAAAAUAAAUUAUUAUAUUUAACGCUGCGGCUAUCUGUGUGUCUGUAUUAAGCUUUCGAUGUUCAAUGUAUAGUUUAUUGUAAUUAGAUUAUAUGCUUAACUGCGCAUAUUGUAAUGGAAUUUGGGUGAUAUCAAAUGGUUGCAUUACAAGUACAAUACAAGGUACCAACUUAUUGCCUAAGGUUGCAGCGGCGAGGUUAUAUAUAUUUAGACCAGCGGGCGCAAUUAGGUUCCAUUUUUAUCGCCUGUCACUAUGCCCGUCACUUUACAUACUUGUUAGAACGUGACAGGCGUGGUGACAAGCGAUAAAAAUGUGACCGCAGGGCCAACCCGGCCGAACAUACUAUACAGUACAUCACUGCAUCGAACGUUGUCUUUCCCACUGUCUUUCAAAUGGUAGUAAAUAAAUAAACUUACAUACAGAUUGAUUGCACACUCACAGAUAAAACUUAUACCGACUCUUUUCUUUUAUAUUAAAAAAAUAUAGUGCAUUUAUAAAGAGGUUUAUACAAGGUAGAUGUGUAGUUUAGUAAUAAUUGUACGUUAUUUAUAAAAUAAAAAAAAACAAAUUCCUUUUCACGCAUUUAGCUACAUUUAAGGCCCACACGGAUUUUGACCAACUAUAGAUUUUCUCGGCGAUCAGUUGAUGUAAAUAGAUUGAUUGAUCUUAUGACUUUCGUACUCAGGGUAAUAUAUAUUUACUAUGAAUAAUUAUUGUUGUCUAUUUAUAUAUGUUUUUUUAGAUGAUUUAGGUGGGAGUGACUUUUUGGCCUGCACAGGCCUCCUGUCCUUAAAAGUGAUAGUUUUUCUUGAAUUUAUUAAUGUUCCUUGCCCUGUGUAGGGUGAAUCUUUCACUGUUGUUCUUUCCUUAGAGGAGUUAUGAAAUGGUAGACUUAUACAAUUUAAUACAAACCUUGUUAACAAUUUAUUGAUAAAUGAACAUAUAGUUGGAGUAGAUUAGGGUCUGCCACGGGUAUAGACACAUUUCUAACAUUUCACUGUUACUUCGUAUACCCUGCCCAUCGUAUUGAAGCCAAAGACCUUAUUUCAACAUUUAAAAAAAAACUAUUUUAAAUGGCUGGCUACUUUGGACGGAGUAUAUUUUAAUAUUUUAGCGUGUUUCCCUUCGUAGUCUUCUAUCCCAACACACUCUAGUUAAAAUGUUACAAAUGUGUCACCUCUUUGAACACUUAGGAUCCGGUUGUUUAGUCAUUUGAAAAACACGUCUAUAUACCAUAGACCAAAGACUAUUCGAAUGAAGACUCAAUCGGCAGCAUUCUGCGUGUCUGUGAACUGUAAUUUCCCCUCUAGCGUUCGUUUUUACUAACAUAAAAUAAGUGUUCCUUUUAUAAAAUGAUUCAUUACUUUUUUAAACAAUUUAUGGCUUGGAUGCGAGUCCUUUAAGCCAAGUCUUUGUUUUGAAUUAAUUAAUUAAAAGGGACACAUUUAUGUCAAUAAAUGCUAACGCUAAAGGUACGGAAUGCAAUCCUGGACAUCAUAGACAAAUAGUAAUAGAUGAAUUUAGAGACAACGACACAAUCGAACACACACGAGAGCUUCGACACACGCCAAUAUUACUUUAUCAUAGAUAUAUAAUUAUAUUACGUUAUAUGUUCUGACGUUACUCGCAGUAUAGAGAGAAUUUUUAAAAGCAAAGAACUGACUGUAAAAGUGCCACUCACAUUUGCGCUUGUUUCUUUUAUUCUCUAUAUUGUUUUUUUUUUCAGGUUUUAUAAUGAGGCACAGGGAAAUGGGAGGAUGGAUUAAACUGCCACAGCGAAAUCUGGUUAAUAGGCUAUGUAGGGCUAAGAUCGUCGGCUUUUUAUCAUUUGUCACCAUGCCUGUCCCGUUCUAAUAAAUGUAAGUGUGAAAGUGACGCAUGGCAUGACAAAUGAUAAAAAUUUGACCGCUUCUAGGUAUAUAGCUAUUAUAGCUAAAUUUUAUCCGUCUGUUUCCCUAUGCGCUUGUUGUUAAUAGAAUAGUUAUUAUUGGCCAAGAUCACUGAUAGAAGGUUAGUUUUUAAUAUUAGUGACAACUAGUGUUAAAUCGCAAGUUAACCGUAACAAAAAAAAAUGUGUAAAGACAAAAAAAAUCUUUGAUCGACCACUGCGUGUGGUCUGGCAUGUUGUAUUGUUAUUAAAACCAUUAACGGAGGUUAGUAGUUUAUCCACGAUUACAUUUAACUUAGAGUUAUGGAAAAACGAAAAAAGGGGUUAAUAAUAUUGUUGAAAAUGUUUUUAGGUAAUUGAUAAUUGGAUUGAGCUUUUGUGAAACCGCGUUGUUGAGAAUAAUUUAGGUUUCGUUUGCAGUUGGCUGUACAAACUGCCAAUCGAUAAUCGUCUCUAUCGUUAAAGGGAUACGGUUUAGUUUCACGGUUCACGUAGUGUAGGCUUCGCCUUUUUGUGUCCCAUGCUGUUAUGUUUCAGAGGUCCCAUUAUUAGUUAUGUAUAAAGUUUAGAGGUAGGGGUUUUCAGCUGCCGCGGGCGAGUUUGAAAAUGUUCUACCUAACAUGUUGUUAAAUAAUAAAUAACUACAUUGUACCACCA